GGCCGCCGAGCGCUGAGGCAGGGGCCCGGGCCGAGGGGGCGGCGGGGCUGCGCGCACGCUGGGGCGCGUGGAGGGGCUCGGAGGGCGACAUGAGUCUGGUGGGGGGCUUCCCCCACCACCCGGUGGUGCACCAUGAGGGCUACCCGUUCGCCGCUGCCGCCGCCGCAGCUGCCGCCGCCGCCGCCAGCCGCUGCAGCCACGAGGAGAACCCCUACUUCCAUGGCUGGCUCAUCGGCCACCCCGAGAUGUCGCCCCCCGACUACAGCAUGGCCCUGUCCUACAGCCCCGAUUAUGCCAGCGGCGCCGCCGGCCUGGACCACUCCCAUUACGGGGGGGUGCCGCCGGGCGCCGGGCCCCCGGGCCUGGGGGGGCCGCGCCCCGUGAAGCGCCGGGGGACCGCCAACCGCAAGGAGCGGCGGAGGACUCAGAGCAUCAACAGCGCCUUCGCCGAACUGCGCGAGUGCAUCCCCAACGUGCCCGCCGACACCAAACUCUCCAAGAUCAAGACACUGCGCCUGGCCACCAGCUACAUCGCCUACCUCAUGGACCUGCUGGCCAAGGACGACCAGAACGGCGAGGCGGAGGCCUUCAAGGCGGAAAUCAAGAAAACAGAUGUGAAAGAAGAGAAAAGGAAGAAAGAGCUGAACGAAAUCUUGAAAAGCACAGUGAGCAGCAACGACAAGAAAAGCAAAGGCCGGACGGGCUGGCCGCAGCACGUCUGGGCCCUGGAGCUCAAGCAGUGAGGAGGAGGAGGAGGAGGAGGAGGAGGAGAGCCUAGUGAGCUGGGGCCCAGGAGCCGGAUGUAGAGCCAGGACUCCGGGCAAGCUCCACGCGCUCCGACCCGAGGACUACUUGCAUUUGGAGUCAUCCGGUUUAUUUAUGUGCAAUUUGCCUCCCCUCUCUUUGCCCCCCUUUGAGGCAUCCGCUCCCCACCUCCCCCUCCAAAAAUAGUGGAUAUUUGAAGAAAAGCAUUCCAUAUUUUAAUAUGAAGAGGACACUCCCGCGUGGUAAGGGAUCCCGUCGUCUCGUAGAUUCUCUGUGUUUGAAUGUUCCCCCCUGGCUGUGUAGACACCAGCGUGGCCCCUGCCCACCUGCCCUUCCAGAUAACAGACAGCGGACAUUGGUGUGUAUGUGAAGUGUAUCUUUAAUAAUUGGCCUUUGGAUAUAAAUAUUCCUGGGGAUUAUAAAGCUUUAUUUCAAAACGGAAAACGGGGCCGCUAACAUUUCCGUUGGGGUCGGUAUCUCGUGCUGUCCUUUCCUCUGUGGUUGUUCUCGAUUUGAAGAUGUUUCCAACAGCUACUUGUUUCGUGCACUUCCGUCCUCUAAAACUAAGUGGAAUUUAAUUAAUAUUGAAGGUGUAAACGUUGUAAGUAUUCAAUAAACCACUGUGUGUUUUUUUUACAAAACCCCAAUCUUUUAAUAGUUGAUACCUCAAAAGAGUUUUGAAAACAAAACUGUUAUAUUUGUUUUCAUAAUAUUUAAAAUAUUCAGAAGUAAACUAAAUUAUCAUGAUUGCCUCUAA
Messenger RNA from Phyllostomus hastatus (greater spear-nosed bat), 1522 nucleotides. It is a transcript of the gene HAND2, whose product is annotated as heart and neural crest derivatives expressed 2. Gene Ontology annotation, molecular function: protein dimerization activity; DNA-binding transcription factor activity, RNA polymerase II-specific; RNA polymerase II transcription regulatory region sequence-specific DNA binding. Lineage: Eukaryota; Metazoa; Chordata; Mammalia; Chiroptera; Phyllostomidae. Bases 90 to 743 code for a protein of 217 amino acids. Gene Ontology annotation, biological process: heart development; regulation of transcription by RNA polymerase II. The transcript is spliced from 2 exons. The record is from RefSeq and is a predicted model, not a curated record.